CGCGCGCGCAAUAACGAUCUGUGACAUGUGAAGAUCGUGUCGCGCGAAUGGUAGGAAAGCCUAAGCCCAUUGAACUAGAGCUUCUGUAGGCAGACUCAGCCACGACGGUAUUCCCAGCUCGCCAGCGAAGUGGACAUUUGAUCAAUUCGACUCAUUAGCACACAAAAAAUAUAGAAGUCGCUAUGAGUGCCGAGAAGAAAACGAAGCCGCGAACGGCCAUCGUCAUCGGCGCUGGAGUAGGCGGAAUCUCCACCGCCGCACGUCUCGCCAAAGCUGGUUUCACCGUCACCGUACUCGAGAAGAACGCCUUCACUGGCGGACGCUGUAGCUUAUUGCACGCUGAGGGCCACCGAUUCGAUCAAGGCCCAAGUCUCCUACUCCUCCCACGACUCUUCCACCAGACUUUCGCAGAACUUGACACAAGUUUGGAAGGAGAAGGAGUGAAAUUGGUAAAGUGCGAGCCGAAUUACAAUAUUUGGUUUGGCGAUGGCGGCAAAUUCGAACUCAGCAGUGAUUUGGCGGUGAUGAAGAGAGAAGUGGAAAGGUGGGAAGGAAGGGAAGGAUAUAUCCGAUACUUGCAAUUCUUGCAAGAGAGUCAUCGGCAUUAUGAGCUCAGUGUGGAUCAUGUGCUGUUGAAAAAUUUCACGGGAUUGCUGGACAUGCUGCGGUGGAGUUUUCUGAGAGAGUUAUUUGCCUUGCAUCCGUUUGAGAGUAUUUACUCGAGAGCGAGUAGGUAUUUCUGGUCGGAGAGGCUGAGAAGAGUGUUUACUUUUGGCAGCAUGUACAUGGGUAUGAGCCCGUUUGAUGCUCCAGGAACGUACAGUCUGUUGCAGUACACGGAGUUGGCGGAGGGCAUUUGGUAUCCCAUUGGUGGAUUCCAUGCGGUGGUGCAAGCACUGGUGGGAAUAUGCGAGAGGCUUGGUGUGGACAUUCGGUUACAAACGCCUGUCAAGCAGAUCCUUCUCACUGCGGAUGGCAGCAGGGCGACAGGCGUCCAGCUUGAAAACGGGGAGACUCUCCAUGCGGAUGUGGUCGUCAACAACUCCGACUUGGUCUACGCCUACAACAACCUUCUUCCGAAGCAAACAGCAUACGCAGAAGACCUCUCCUCCCGACCUGGUUCCUGCUCAAGUAUCUCCUUCUACUGGGGUCUAUCAAAGACCGUCCCUGAACUCCAAGCACACAACAUCUUCCUCGCGGAUGAAUACAAGGAGUCCUUUGACAGCAUUUUCAAACGACACCUCAUCCCCGACCAACCAAGUUUCUACGUCAAUGUCCCAAGUCGCGUCGACCCUUCCGCUGCUCCCGAGGGCAAAGACUCUGUCGUCGUUCUCGUGCCCGUCGGUCACCUCCUUCCCCCAUCUCAAGCUACAUCACCAUCAAAAUCAACUUCAGGUGGCACCCUCCCAUCGCCAACACAGGACUGGCCCGCCAUGAUCGCGCUCGCACGUCGCACCAUCCUCUCUACCAUCGCCGCCCGCACAGGCGCUGACCUCACAGAUCUGAUCGUCCACGAACAGACCAACGACCCUACAACAUGGCGGGACACUUUCAACCUCGACAAAGGCGCCAUCCUAGGCCUAUCACAUUCCUUCUUCAACGUGCUAUGUUUCCGACCCACUACGCGCGCCCGCCGACCCGCGUCCAUCGAUGCGCUAGCCGCCAAACUAGGCCUCGUGGGCAGAGUGCUCGAGGUUUUGGGGGACGUCUUCCGCAGCGAGCAUGCGCGCAGCGUACAGGGUCUUUACAUGGUCGGAGCCUCGGCGCAUCCGGGUACCGGCGUGCCGAUUGUACUCGCGGGUGGACGGCUCGUGGCAGAGCAGAUUCUAGGGGAUCUCGGCAUGGAUAUCCCAUGGACAGGAAAAUUUGAUGCCAGCGUACGGAUUGGUACGAAGAGGGAUGAGAAGCUGGACAAAGUUCAGAAGCCUUGGUGGGCGGAGACAUGGCUUGUUGCAAUUUUCAUGCUCAUCUUAGCUGGAAUCAGGGGUCUGUUCAUGGGUAACAAAGGAUGGUAAAUUCCGUAGGGCGGGUUGAGUGCAUACAGAUAGAGCUUAUCAUGAUACCAAAAAGUUUCAGACGUC
This is a messenger RNA of Dissoconium aciculare CBS 342.82, 2081 nucleotides long. Its product is annotated as Phytoene dehydrogenase. Lineage: Eukaryota; Fungi; Ascomycota; Dothideomycetes; Mycosphaerellales; Dissoconiaceae. The coding region runs from base 183 to 2015 and encodes 610 amino acids. The record is from RefSeq and is a predicted model, not a curated record. Gene Ontology annotation, biological process: carotenoid biosynthetic process. Gene Ontology annotation, molecular function: oxidoreductase activity. The transcript is spliced from 2 exons.